Molecule: messenger RNA, 4125 nt
Organism: Adineta ricciae
Lineage: Eukaryota; Metazoa; Rotifera; Eurotatoria; Adinetida; Adinetidae
Source: the annotation of a GenBank genome assembly
AUGUUCUCCAUCACUAUUCUUUAUGGCGGUCUUAUCAUUAUACUUCGUUUAGUUGCAUCAUAUUUCAUUGAUAUUUUCUUUAAAUUUCAAAAAUAUUCAAAUCAUCGAAAUACAAAUACAUUCGAACCAAUUCAAUCAUUAAAACAUUUAAAUUUAUUUAAAAAUAUUCAUGAUCGAACAGAAAUAAGUAUUAAACAGCAAAGAAUUAUCACUCGUGUUUAUUUAAUCCUAUUAUCUGGUUUGAUAUGUUGUCUCUGUCUCUAUACGAUAUUUAGCAAGGAAAUUAUAACAAUAACAGUAUCAAAUCCUUCCAUGGCAAUGUACGAAUCAUUAGAGAAUAUCUAUUUAACUACAGUUCAAUGUCCAUGUUCAAAUAAAACAAUAUCUCAUCGAAUAUUUAUGUCUUUUUCUCCAACAUUUCAUCAAAUAUGUUCAAGUGGUUUUGUUGAUGAAGAUUGGAUUAUAUUAUUAAAAACCAGUUCAAACAUCGCCAAUGACAAUGAUUGGCGAAAUCAAGCAUAUAAAAAUUUUCAAUUAAUAUCGGAUUUUUGUCGAUUAUCUAAUACAACAAUUAAGGAAGCUGUUGAUAGAUUUCUUUCACAAGUCUUUAUUGCUUCUACUAUUAUGAAUAAAACUGACUUUGAUAAACAAUUUAAUGCAAGUAUCAAUCAAUUUUAUCGAUCAACACUUUACAAUUUUGAUCUUUUGAAAGAGGUAGUAUAUCUUACUAUGCAAGUUGAUCAACUUUAUUCCGGAUCAUUCAAAAAUACAUUCUUAUACAAUUUUGACACUAGACUUGUUGCAAAUGUAAUAACAAAUGAAACAAAUAAUAUCACAACGCAACAAGUUCAAUUUAUUCAACACGAAAUUAUCGGGGUUAAUCCAACGUUGAUCGAAUGCGCUUGUAAUAUGAAUUCAUAUUGUCAAAGUCAAGCCGUUAUUUAUGACAACGCUUAUGAUUAUAUAUCUAAUAAUGAUAUUAAUCUCAUUUAUAAUAUAUCUGGAUGGAUUCAAGGUUGUCUUGCUAUUGAUUCUCUUCAAUUAUCAACAUUUCAAUGUUUAUAUAUUGAUUCAAGUUGUUUUCCACUUUUAUUAAGUUAUGUAUACGGACUGAAUGAUGCUACUGCGAAUCUUCGAUCAUCAUCACUUCGUAUAGAACCUUUGGUUUAUAAUUCGGCAAUGAGUCAUUUUCCUCCCAACACAUCAAUUUCAAUAAUCAUGAAAGAAAUGAUGGUUGAACAAUGGAAUCCUUCUCUAUCAUAUGAAUAUUUUUAUCAAGCUUGUGCGCCAGUAUAUUGUUCUUAUUCACAAAUAAUUCAUAAAGAGAAUUUUCUUGGAGUAAUUGUUAAACUAAUAUCAAUGAUUGGUGGUAUUGUUGUCUCAUUACGUAUUUUAACACCUCAUUUAGUGAAGUUUAUUUUGGGAUUUUCGAAAACAUUCAAGAAAAAAACUGAACAAGUUCAUUCUGUUCAUACCAGUCGAUUGAAAACUAUGAUAAAGAAUUUAAUAAAACUUAUACGUACUACAUUAGUUGAAAUGAAUAUAUUUACAUCACGCGAUCUCGGAAGUGAUGUUGAUCGAAUAACAGCAAAGCGUUAUGGUCAAUGGGCAACUCGUCUUUAUUUUAUCUUAUUUCUAAGUGGUCUUACUAUUCUUAUAUUUUAUACAAUUAUUCAACCGCACACAUUGACUAAAAAUUUUAAUAAACCAUCUUUCAUUUAUUAUAAUCAUUUGAGAAAAAUUUAUGCUGAUGAAUUAAGAUGCACAUGUUCAAAAAUAGCAUCAACAUAUAAUCAAUUUGCCCAAAUCGAACCAUUAUUUCACCCGAUAUGUAAAAGUGAAUUUGUUGUAAAAGAAAGGCAACUAGAUUUAGUCAAUGGUCUUAAUCCUAAUUUAACUAUUUAUGAACAAAGUGAUUACCGUCGAUUUCUUUCGCCUCAUUUACAGUAUCUUCAAGGAUUGUGUCAACUUUCACAACAAGCAGUCAAUAAUUCGAUUAAUGAAUUUCUAACAUCGCUAUUAGUUACUGUUGAUCUUCUAUCAAACACUAAUUUUGAAAAUCGACUGAAGAUUUUAGUAGAACAGAGUAAAUCUAGUGCUCCUAUCUUAUUUACUCGUCUUCUCCUUUUCACUCAAAGUAUUUUCCAUGGAAAUGCUAUAAUAUCAACUUAUGGAACAAAUUACAAAUAUAGUGCAUUAUCAAAUAGCCCUAGGGAAGUUUUUGCGUAUACGGAACCUAUUAUUUACGAUGAUAAUUGUUCAUGUGGAUUGUCUCCGAAUUGUACAACUCAAGCAAAUAUUCUUGAAACGAAAUCAACAAAAAUGUUGAUCAAAGGCAUGAAAAUGGGUUGCACACCAAGCCAGUCUUUUCUACGUUCGACUCUUGAAUGUUUCUAUGAUCAAUCAUGUCUUGAUCUUCUUCAACAAUAUACAAACUAUUCAUAUUCUUUAACUGCUCUUUCAUCGAAAACAACAAGUGCUAGUCGAUUUUCUCAGAAUACAACAAUAGAAGAACUUGUCCAGGAUUUAUUUGUUGAACAAUGGUCAACCCAAAUUAAUUAUUCAUUAUAUUAUCAACAAUGUUUACCUUCCGUAUGUUCCUAUACAACUAUUGGAAGAUUUGAUAUAUUUUACACAAUUAGUAUUAUACUUGGAAUUCAGGGCGGUUUAACGAUUGUCCUGAAAUGGAUUUGUCCAAAACUCGUUCGAAUUGGUUCAAAGAUUUAUUACCAUCGAAAGAGACGAAUCAAUCCUCUUCGUAUUGAAAUGCUACCUCCUCCAUGUGCAAAUCCAAUGAAUCAGCAUACAACUUGGAAUAAUGAUAUAGCACUAAUGAACACACGAUUGCCACGUAGUCCAUCGUUUUUGAAGAUCAUAUGUGUCAUUGCACCAUUAAUAUGCAUAUUAGUAGGUGCCAUUUUAUUUUCAAUAUAUUAUUCAAGACAAAACUCAACGACAAAUAUAACAACGAUCAAUGCUUUUAAUACAACAAUAGUCACAACUGUACCGGCAUCGUCGAACACAUCAGAACCAUUAUUAUGUCAACCUGCAUUUGAUCAAUUAUCAAUUAAUGUUUCAUGUCAAUCGAUUAUGUUAGCACCAAGCGUUAUUGCUGAUAUAAAUUCUGAUAAUAAAGUUGAUAUAAUAUUUCUUUGUCAAGAUGAUCGAACAAUACAUAUUUUACUUGGAGAUGACAAUAGUACAUUUGAAACAGCGAUGACAGUUAUUUUUGAUGUUGAUAUUUGGCCAUAUCAUAUUCGCGUUCAUGAUAUGAAUAAUGAUGGACAAGUUGAUCUCAUUUUAGCGCUAUACUCAGAAAUUAAUAUUUUAUUCGGCGUUGGAAAUGGUACGUUUCGUACACAAGAUAUGCAGUCCGUAGCUAUUGAGGGUUCUCCUCGUCAUAUCGUUAUAGUUGAUCUUAAUCAUGAUGAACUGUUAGACAUUAUCAUUAUAAUUGAUCUUGAAGAUUAUGUAUACAUAUAUUUGGCAGAUACUAAUGGAACCUUUCUAUUCCAGUCAACGUUGUUUAUAGAACAUUGGGCAUCCUCAUCAAGUUUAUUUGUUGUUGAUUUUAACAAUGAUACUCAUUUAGAUAUUGCUGUAGUGAAUGAACAUAGUCGUCAUAUUCAUGUUUUUUAUGCAGAUACUAAUGGAAGUUAUCAGCCACAGAAAUGGUUUUUCACUGCAUUCAAUGUUGACCAAUUUGGUGUAGUAGCAGGUGAUUUCGAUAGCAAUAAUCUAGCUGAUAUUGCUUUUCUUUAUAAUUGGGAGUAUAUGACAUGCAUGUUAUUUCGAAAUAAUAAUGAUACAUUUUAUGCUAAUGAGCAAAAAUUUAUGGGAUCGUCGAUACUAUUGGGCUCAACUGUUGUAGGCGAUUUGAAUGGUGAUAAAUAUUUAGAUAUAGUUAUUGGAACAACUACGCAAUAUGAAAUUUAUGGUUUACUUGGCAAUGAAAAUGGAAAAUUCCAAAUAUACAAUAUCUAUUCAAAUGAUCUUUCUAAUUAUGAAAUAUGGACUGAUAUUGCCGAUUUCAAUAAUGAUAAUUGUCAAGAUAUAAUUAGUAUAAAUACUUAUACCAAUUACAUAGACAUCUUCUUAAAUACAUGCGAAUGUGUAAUAAAUUAG